This is a messenger RNA of Andrographis paniculata, 2680 nucleotides long. RefSeq names its product putative indole-3-acetic acid-amido synthetase GH3.9. Gene Ontology annotation, cellular component: cytoplasm. Gene Ontology annotation, molecular function: acid-amino acid ligase activity. The record is from RefSeq and is a predicted model, not a curated record. The transcript has 4 exons. NCBI's taxonomy places the organism in Eukaryota, Viridiplantae, Streptophyta, Magnoliopsida, Lamiales, Acanthaceae. The coding region runs from base 220 to 2133 and encodes 637 amino acids.
AACUCCUGUUUGGCUCUCAAACUAUUCAGACAGACGACAGGCAAGAAAAGAAAAAAGAAAAAGAAAACUAACAAGUACAUUUGAAGUACGAUCGAGGUGCAGCAUUAGGGUUUUUAUCCAUAUUGCUGAUGAUCAACUACCUAGCCAGCUAACAGUUUCGACUUCCUUUUUCCAUUACAUACAUUUGAUUUAUUACUUAUUUUCUUGUUGGGUUGGGUAAUGGAUGGGAAGAAAUUGGAGUACAAAGGGGUGGAAGCCUUGAAGGAGCUGGAAAGACUCACCAUUAAAGCUGGGGAAGUUCAAGAACAGAUCUUGACACAGAUCCUCUCACAGAAUUGCCACACUCACUAUUUGUCCAAAUACUAUAAUAAUAAUAAUAAUUGUUGUAAUAAUAAGCUGCAGCUGUCUCAUGAUCUGUUUAAGAAAAAUGUCCCUCUUGUUACGUAUAAGGAUAUCUACCCUUACAUUCUCAGAAUUGCUAAUGGAGACGAUGACUCCAAUCUCCUCACUGCACACCCCAUCACUGAAAUGCUCUCCAGCUCGGGAACGUCCGCCGGAGAGCCCAAAUUGAUGCCCUCCAUUGCAGAAGACCUUGAUCGUCGUACCUUCGUCUACAACCUCAUCAUGCCUAUAAUCAACCAGUACGUGGAUGGGCUGGAUGAGGGGAAAGCAAUGUAUCUCUACUUCGUGAAAGCAGAAACAUCGACGGCGUGCGGAAUUCCGGCGAGGACCGUACUGACGAGCUACUAUAAAAGCUCGCACUUUAAGCACCGCCCGCACGAUCCCUUCAACGAUUUCACGAGCUCCGACGCCGCCAUUCUCUGCCACGACAGCGACCAGAGCAUGUACUGCCAGCUGCUCGCCGGACUCAUCCACCGCCGCCGCGUCCUCCGCCUCGGAGCAGUCUUCGCUUCCGCGCUCCUCCGCGCAAUCUCCUUCCUCGAGCGCCACUGGCGAGAAUUUUGCCGCGACAUUCGCGCCGGAGAACUUUCAGUCGGCGUCUCCGACGCCGCUUGCAGACUGGCGAUGGCGGAUCUCCUCCGACGGCCCGACCCGGACGCGGCGGAUGAGAUUGAAAACAUCUGCCGGCAAUCGUGGAAGGGGAUCGUGUGCCGGCUGUGGCCCAACGCUAAGUACAUUGAGGCGGUGGUGACGGGGUCGAUGUCGCAGUACGUGCCGGCGCUGAAGUUCUACAGCGACGACCGGCUGCCGUUGGUCUGUCCGAUGUACGCCUCGUCGGAAUGCUACUUUGGGGUCAAUCUGAAGCCGCUUUGCCCCCCGUCGGAGGUUUCGUUCACCCUGCUGCCGAACAUGGCCUACUUUGAGUUCUUACCGUUGGCAGAAGACGGCAAACUGUGGAUGGCUUUCGAAGACGAUGACGACACCGAAAACGACAACGAAACGGCGCCGUUUAGUAAUAAUACCGAAAGGGCGCCGUUUAAAAACAAUAACGAAACGACGCCGUUUAAUAAAAAAGAGGCGGCGCCGUUUAAUAGUAAGCUCGUGGAUCUCGUCAAUGUAAAAGUCGGUUGCUACUACGAGCUCGUCGUCACCACAUUUUCCGGUUUGUACCGGUACCGAAUCGGCGACGUACUGCAAGUGACCGGAUUCCACAACGAGGCGCCGCAGUUCCGGUUCAUCUGCCGGCGGAAUGUGGUCCUGAGCAUCGACUGCGAGAAGACGAACGAAGAAGAUCUCCACCGCAGCAUCACGGCUGCGGCGAAGAGCUUCCUGGAGCCGCGCGGCGCUCUGCUGGUGGAGUACACCAGCUACGCCGACGCGACCUCCGUCCCCGGCCACUACGUUCUGUUCUGGGAGAUCAAAAGCACAGUCGCCGGCACUAAUCUAGCGGCGUGGGUGCUGAACGAGUGCUGCAUCGCGGUGGAGGAAGGGCUUGACUACGUGUACCGGCGGUGCCGGACGAACGACAAGUCGGUGGGGCCGUUGGAAAUCCGGUGGGUGAAGGGUGGAACCUUCGAGAAGCUUAUGGAUCUGUCGAUUGCUCAAGGAGGAGCAUCCAUUAAUCAGUACAAAACUCCCAGGUGUGUUAAGUCCAAAGCUUUUCUCAAGCUGCUCAAUGCUAAUGUGAGUGAGUCUUAUUUCAGUCCCAGAGAUCCUGUUUGGAAUCCCUGAAAUCACUCUUAGAUUAAUUGAAUAAUUUGAUUUUGAUGAUGAUGAUUGGGAGGAGAAUCAUUGAUUAGUAGUAAAUCCAGGUUUAUGUUAUUUAUGAAAUGAUUCUCGAUCAUAUUUGUGCAAGAUCAGAAAAUGGAGUAAUACUUAAAUCGAUCAAUUUUGCACGUUGAUGAUGCUGUUUUAUACAUUGUUACGUUUUCACAGAAAUAUCACAAUACAUACAUAGAUACAUACAAACACCUUAUUGAAUUUGCACUUUGAUCUGCUGUUUUGGAUCAAAUUUAUAAUUGAAUGUUGAUCAAGUGUGGCUCCAAGAGCUCAAGAACAUGAUAGUUCUCAUGGGAUCUUCACGAUAUCUGUACUUUGGUCGUUCGUUGUCUCUCUUGCAAGGUUGUCGGAGCUUCCUUUCCGGUGUAGUCUUGGAGUCUUGCAGGGCGACGGAGCUGUCGCCGGAGAAGCUGUUCUGAGACUUCAUCUUUUGAUAAGUUAUUUAUUUUUUUAUUAAUUGUUAAUAUUACUUUCUUCUUUUCUUCUCCUCGUCUGUUUG